Molecule: messenger RNA, 1591 nt
Organism: Plectropomus leopardus (leopard coralgrouper)
Lineage: Eukaryota; Metazoa; Chordata; Actinopteri; Perciformes; Serranidae
Source: RefSeq, a predicted model, not a curated record
AUUUCACUUAGUAUUUUCCAUUUUUCGGUAUGUUUGUACGUCUUUGUUUGUGCGACUUCAGGACAUCUGUGAGGACAUCUCGGACCAUGUGGAGCAGAUUCAUGCCCUGCUGGAGACAGAGUUCUCCCUGAAACUUCUGUCCUACUCCGUCAACAUCAUCGUUGACAUCAGGACGGUGCAGCUGCUGUGGCACCAGCUGAGAGUCUCAGUUCUGGUCCUGAAGGAGCGUCUGCUGCAGGGCCUGCAGGACUCCAACGGGAACUACACGCGUCAGACCGACAUCCUGCAGGCCUUCAGCCAGGACCAGCACCAGACUCGCCUGGACGCUCUGACCGAGGUGGACGACUGCGGUCAGCUGACAAUUCGCUGCAGCCAGGACUACUUCUCUUUGGACUGCGGCAUCACCGCCUUCGAGUUGAGCGAUUACAGCCCCAGUGACGAGCCCGAGGCCCGGGAAACUGAGCCAGACUGUGAGGACUCCCCUCAGGACGUAGAUCAAGCCCAAGACCCAAAUCCAGAACCGCUGUCAGAGGACAGUGAAGGACCUCGCCUCUCAAACCAGGAACUCCAUAACAGUUUACCUGAACUCACCACGCCCGCUGACUCAACGAACCAAAACCAUCCUCCGUCAGUUUUACCCAAAAUCCCCAACCACAGUGAAAGUGUGAAGCGCCCCCUGCAGGGCGUGAGCCACAGCACCGAAGUGUCGCCCACACAGCCGUCUCUUCCCAAGAGAGCUGCUCUGUUCUCAGAGGGAGGAACCAGAGAGGAGGACCGGAGGGGAGGAUCGGGGAAGGUCAGCCCGCUCUCUGGGCUCCAGUUCCAGGCCGAGCUGAGUCGGAGCACUCCGUCUCUCAUGGAUCCUCCAGACCGUUCCAAGUUCUGGUUGGAGCUGGACUCGGUUUAUCCAGAAAAUGUUUCACAGUCCUACGAGAGUCUGCAGAUAAUGAACGGACGCAACCUCCAGAGAAACCACGUGAGCUCCAGACAGGGAGGACGCUCUCAGAGGAGCGCCCAGAGACCGCUGACCGACUCGAGGAGCUCAUCAGGGGCCAGACUGACCGCCAACGCCCCCCUGCCUCUCCAGGACCCGGCGUCUCAGGAUGAAAUAUCAAAACAAAUGGAGAGGACGCAGAAGGAGACAAAUGCACACAGUGAGGGGGACUCUGACUCCUCAUUGCCCUCCCCCAUGAGGGAGCAGUUCCUCUCCUCUGACCUGGAGGCAUCCGGAGAGGAGUCAGACCCCCGGCCGCGUCCCGGCAAGGCGGCGGUGUGGAUCAUAAAGCGCCAAGGGCAGAAGGUGGCCCAGGUUACAUCGAGAGCCAGCCCAGACAGGGAGCACUGGUACGGGUCAGAGGAGUUCCUGGCCCUCCCCGCUCAGCUACGAAAGACAGAGAUGCUCGCUAUGAAGCUGGAGAGUCUGGCUCAGUCCCUCCCGCAGAGGCCGGACUCUUCCCAGGACGCUCUGCAGGACGUGGAUGACUGGGAUUUGACAGAGCUCAACCCAGACUGGGACGUAGGGGAGAGCGGGGACAACAUGAGCAGCGUAGGGGAGAGCGGGGACGACAUGCCCGCUCUUCUGCCACCUCUG